AUGUCUCGAGGAGUAAGUUGAACAAAAUAACAAUGAAAGGCAGCUGUCUAAUCUUUGAUGUAUCAAAUUUUAAGAGAUCAGAAUACGAUGAUCCUAUUGAAAUUGUGCGAAUGGCUCGGCUCGCUGUUAAAGAAGCUAAUAUGCGAGCAACAAGAAUGCAGGCGCAAACAACACAACAACUUCAGCAAAGAUGUAAAGAUCUGAAAUAUUGGAGUGGUGAAAUUGACAGGUUUUCAAAAAAACUUUCAGAGAUCAGGCAUUCAAUUUCGUUUUCAGAGAGUUAGCUGAUGUUAAAGAGGAACAUGAUGAUUUAUUGAGAUGUUAUAGAAGAUUACAGGUUUGUUUGGAUAUUACUGGAAGAGCAAAUCGUUGUAAUGAAAAUUGUCUGGCAGUUCGAAGAAAAAAAGUUCAAGUUGGAGAUCAUACUUCAGAUCGUGUAGAUUUAGAACUUCAUAAAGAAAAAGAUCUGAUGGCCGAGACAGUAAGGCAAAUGAAAGAUAUUGGAUCAAAAGUUGAAAAACAACUAGAAGUCAAUCAAGCAGCUCGGAAAAAUCUUCUCCGUGAUCUCACUUUGAAACAAGAAGCCAUAAACCUUGAUCACAAAAGUGUUGCAAUGGGUGUAGAUGGAAAAUCCGCAGCUGCUCGAACCCCAGAUGGUGAUCGUCUUGAUUACAGGUAAUUUUAUAUGACAAAAAUUCCCCUGAAUUCAUUUUUCUUCAGAGAAGGAGCACCGCUUCAACGCAUGAGCGAAUAUUCGGAGUGGAUAGAAAACACCGGAAAUAAUUUGAACUAUGCCGCUCGAGCAAGAGUUCAUAGUCGAAAAAUUGCGCAGGUUUACAAUUUAAUUGAAUUGGUCAGUGGAAAAAAUGUGUUUUCAGAAGCUCGCACAAUCUGUGCGUGAAAUGGCGCAACAAUUGAGAACUGAAGCAAUUGCGGUUGAGAGUUUGUUGAAAGAUUCAGUCAGAAAUUGGCAAGAAUGGAAAGAUAAUUUGCAUUCUCAAGUAAACGCAAAAGAUAAGGAAAUUAAAGGUGCAGACGGUGCUAUUGAGGAGAUUGCAUUUAGCUUAAAACAAAAAAGUGGACCACUUCAAGUGGCGCUCUCACGGCAAAAUCAGCGAGGUCUCAGACCCGGUAUUGAACUUUGUAACGAUAAAGCUCAACACGCACUUCAUCAAGAACUUAUGAUGUUGAAGAGCACAUUUUUGAGUUUGGAAAAUCAGCUAGGUUUGUUGAUUCAUAUUGAAAACCUUCCACAACUGAUGAAUUUUCAGACAAAGCAAAAGAGAGUCGAAAAAAACUUGAGAAUGAUCGUGACAAAUUGCAAAGAAAGCUCGAAAUCUGUGAUCACAAUUUGACAAUUGACAAUGAGAUUUUGCGUCAAAUCCGUUCUUCUUAUCCACACGAAAUUCAACUUUCCGGUUUUCUUCUGAGUGAAACUAAAGAACAUCGUUAA
Molecule: messenger RNA, 1453 nt
Organism: Caenorhabditis angaria
Lineage: Eukaryota; Metazoa; Nematoda; Chromadorea; Rhabditida; Rhabditidae
Source: the annotation of a GenBank genome assembly